AUGGGAGGGGCAGGAAUAGGCGGACGAGUUGUAAGGUCACCUUUAUCCAAGACCAGGUCAUUGUCAGAUGGAGGAGGGACCCCGAAGUUGUCGCCUUCCCCGUUCAUAUUCGAGGCCUCGCGGGGCCAGGCAAAGGAUGAUAGUUCUAUUCGAGAUACUACUACCGCCCCUUCGACGCCUGUUCAUUCCAGCUUUUCCCAUCGUGGCCUGUCACUGCAAAUGCCUCCUCCAGACGCACUCACUCCCGUCCAACAAUCGACAUACGCGAAGCCCGCACCUCUGUCGCCGAAGCUCGACCAUUCUCAGCAUCCCUAUGCCUCUCCGACUAACAUUUUGCCACGAAGGUCCCGGGGGCUGGAUUUUUCACGGGCAGCAACCAGCCUCCAUCACUCGAUUCUGGCCGACCAAGCAUCGCCCGACUCGUCGCCUACGAUUGGAAGUAGGGCUAUGAACAUUCCGGGCCGACGGGGCGGCGAAUAUGGCAGUGCAGAACAGAUAUCGAAUUCGCUGUGGUCCAUGAUGGGGAACAACGAACGAUCGAACAUAUCUGGCUCCCUGGGGAGCACCAUGCACGUGUGCUCCGACACCUCCUCUAGCUCAGAGCCAGACGACUUCAUGGAUGAGGAUAUGGACGACGCGUUUCUCACCACCCCGCAAGUCGCCAAGGUUGGCAUGCCGAUAUCCUCGCACUCCCCUUCAGGUGCUGCUUGGAUGCACGGAGGUUCUCCCUCUGCCAAUACCCUUUUGAGCUUUCAGCAGCGGCAACGACCGCGGAAGCACCCUCGGAAGAGGAUACGAGGUCUCAUGGGACAGAAUUAUAACUCCAGCAUGACGCAGCCGGCGUUAUCGAAAUCCCCGCCCAACAAUAUCAUGCCAAAGGAGAUUGUCAACACACACGCACGCAGGGAAAGCAUCAGCUGGGCCGCCAACCAAUUGCACAUUUCGGGAAACGAUAGCGAUGAUAACUUGAAGUCGCAGCUUGAGAACAUGGAUAGUCCUUCGCGGCCGAACGUUAUCAAACGUGCUGUCACCCGUCGUGGUAGCCUUCUGCCGAAAACCAAGGGAUUCGCGCGUAUUCGUGCUGCAUUGGCCGAAGAAAGUGCGCCUAUCGAGGCCGAGUUUCGUCGCGAGGCUGAAGUUGUCCGCCAAGUCAAGGAGAGCGAUAUGGAGUUUGAGCUACGAGCACUUACACACUCGGCGCCAACCACAGCAGUAUCCAGCCCGAGUCUCCCUACACAGGAUAAUAUCGACGACAUCCCCGAGGACGCCAUGAUGAUGGACCCCGGCCCUGCGGCUGCAGGCCUAGGCUUGAGCGGAAGCUUUAAGCAGCAGGCCCUGAAGAACUCCAAGGGCAAGGUCUUCUGGGACACCUUCUCUGAAGCAAGCAGCAACGGCAAAAGUGCCUCGCGUGUAACGCCGCCGCCGCCCCUAUUUGGGCUUCCACGCGGCUCCUCAGCCGGGCUUAGCCUGGAAGACGCAUCCAUGGAUUCCCCCUCGGCGAGCUCCAACGGCACCUGCGCCAACCCCUUUGUGCUGCCUGCGCCAAUCAACACCGCCGCCGGGGGCUCCGGCAACGACACACCGCAGGGCUCCACAAGCCAGGGCAGUGGCGGUGGGGGCAUCGUGCCGGGGGGCAGCAUCCACGGCCCUCCGAGCGCGGCCGAGCUCACGAGGCGGAUCAAUAGCAAGCGGCGGCGAGACGACGACUUUGACCCCGUCAGCUUCAAGCGCAGGGCUGUCAGUCCCGGGAUGAGCGUCCACAACUCGCCCAUCAUGCAGAGCCCGCUGCAGAGGGACAAUGCGCCCUGGGGCUCGAGGCCGGGCAGCGUGGGGGGAGACACCACCGCCAACAAGCCGCCUUCCGUGAGCAGCGCCCCGAGCGAGAACGGCAGCCAGGCCGGUGGCGCUGGUGGUGGUGGUGGCAGUGGCGGAAACGGUGCGAACGUUGGCGGCGGUUCCGGAGGCGGCACCGGGCGAGUAUCUGGCAAUAAGGGACGUGUUGGGUUCCAGGGUAUGAUCGACACUAACGACGGUAUCACGAAACUGAGCAUUGAGUAG
This is a messenger RNA of Phialemonium atrogriseum, 2058 nucleotides long. RefSeq lists its product as uncharacterized. The transcript is spliced from 2 exons. The record is from RefSeq and is a predicted model, not a curated record. Lineage: Eukaryota; Fungi; Ascomycota; Sordariomycetes; Cephalothecales; Cephalothecaceae. The coding region runs from base 1 to 2058 and encodes 685 amino acids.